UCUCCACCCUUUUCUCUCCCUUUCUCUCUUCCUCUUUUCCACUUCUUCCUUUUUCUUUUCUUCUUCCAAUUUCUUCGCCUCCUCCCAUGCUUUGUACUUUGCCCGUAAGACAUGUAUGUAGGGGCCUUAGCCUGCUUCUCUGUGUUGAAACCUUAGAUAGUUCCAGCUUGCUGGUAUGGGCAGGUUGACGACGAGGGGGCAGGAAUGAGUUGAUUUUACAAAUCAAGGUAUUUUUUGUAUGCCCCCUCGUUCUCCUUAGGUUCGAUUUUGUGCCAAUGGCAACGGCGGACCCAAUGCAUGUCUGUGGCAAUGGCGUAAUCAAUUAGACUGUCAAGGACAAAGCAAAAGUGUUGUCCUGAGGCAGUUUUUGGGGGGCUUGGGGUGUCACCAGAGUUUCAUCUUCCAAUGGUCUCAAUGCCUGCUCAGGUAGACAAUAGACAUAGUCCUGGUUGUCCACAGGAUCCUGAGCUGGGGUCAAAACCAAAGGUAGCUGAAACUCUGCUGCAGGAUCCAGGAAGUCCUCGGAGGUACAUUCGAUCCCCGAGAAUUCCAGACCUGUGGUCGAAAAGUCUAGGGCAUCAACUGACCACUCACAACUAGAGACAAGGGCAGUUGGGGGAGGGCCAGCAAGUUUUUCUUCUGAAACAGAAGCAGUAGGAGCAGGAACAAUAUCACAACAUGAGGAAACAGUGGCUGGAAGAACAUCAUCACAACAUGUGUAUACAUUGGACAGAGGAACAUCAUCAUCAUCAUUACAUACAACGGGAUAGAGUUUCCUUCAUAUAAAUUUGUUUCAAACAUUAAAAAAGAACAAUCUAAAGUCGCUCAUUUUCUAAUGAAUCCGUGUCUAAAUAGAUCUAUCUAGAUCUAUAUCAAAUCAUAGAAACUAAAAAAUCUAAAGUACUAAGAUGCCAUCCAUAGUCCGUCAAGAAAUAGGGUGACCUUAUUUAGGCCUAAAUAAGCAAAAAAACCUCCCUUACCUUAUUUAGGCCAUAUGUGGCCUAAAUAAGCACUCCCCAAGAAAUAACUAUUUUUCAAGUCACGCACCAUGUAAAAAAUACGGUGACGGUAUGGGGUACAUCCAUUAAAAAAUUGUACCCCAUAUGGUCACCCCCCCUACGGGCGCCAAUUGUUACAACAAAGAGCAGCGAAUGGUUUGUGGCGGUAACUAGACACCUUAUAAACUGAAUAAAAAUGCGAAACGAAUCCUGCGGGUACGAUUGUAGAACCAAUAGCUUAUUUCCAAAGAUGUAUUGCGCAUCUGCAAGCCGUAAUGGCUGAACGCGGUUCUUACAUUUGGAGAUGAAAUGGAUCAUUUCUGCUCACACAGGUGUCUGAUUCUGCUCAAAAUUGUUGAACUUGAAAACAAAACAAUGUUGAACGGAAUUGUUUAGCAGACAGCAUUCCAGAUUAUCGCAUAAUUGUCUGGUUGUCCAAUUUUAGGCCAAAUGCGUGCCAACUGACAGUAUGACGUACGUGACGGGGCAGUCACCCUUGAAAAGAAAACGACGGAACUGAAGGAGAAAGAGUUCAAAGGUCUUGAGGUCUUGGCUUCCACUUCCAAAGAUUAAGUUAGGCCUAUUUCAUGACGAAGAAAAAAUCUCAGAGAAUCGAAACGAUUUGAGUUCAAAUUCAAGGCCUAUGGCUGAAACCAACAACCGAACUGUCCCAAGACAGAUGCCUUUCAUUGCUUUUACUGUGUAGUCUGUGAAGCCCACAGUCUCAUCGUAAUUUAGUUAAGAGACAUUAUUUUGAGUGCCACACCACUGCCAUCGUUCUCAACUUGUUGAAAGAGUUCUUGAGUCUUGUAGUUGUAGACAGUCAAGAUCAGAAUCAGACCCUAGAGUAGGCUAGAGAGAGAGUGAUCUAACCUAGACAUCUAGAUUCGAGAUCUAGAUCUAAAUCAAGUGUAGUUUUGUGAGCACAUAAAAAGAAAAGAAAACCCAAACAGAAGACAAAAAGUCAAGUGAGGCUCAAUUUCGACAGCUGAGCCUACAAUGGAUCAAGAUUCACGAGAGUCGAGUCUCAAUGACAGCACAACUAACAGUGAUGGAGAUAAACAAAUUCUUGCACCAUCAGAGGGACCGAGGGAACAUCUGAUAAGUACUGCUGUGAAAUUUCUGCAAAAUCCAAAAGUCAUGUCAAGUCCACUCUACCAGAAGAAAGCUUUUCUGGAAAAAAAGGGUCUCACCCAAGAGGAAAUCGGAAUAGCCGUGGAAAGAUCUGGAGUGAAGGAGAACGUCGGCUCUGAUGUGACAGCCGCUCAGGGCCCACCGCCAGGCUACCGGCCGGACGUCAUGAAUGGUGGCACAAGUAUGGCGGUGGCUCCGAUGUAUGCACCAAUCCCCCCUCAGUCAGGCUGGGCAAAGAUGAGAGACCUGACUAUGACGACCGUUGUUGUGGCAAGUGUGUCGUACGCAGUGUACCAGCUGUUUCAGAAAUACCUUCGUCCGUUGCUUUUGGGUAAAACUUCUCAAGAGAAGCGAAUGGAGCGGUUAGAGUCGAAGGUCGUGGACAUACAGAAGUCUGUGUCGGACUCCCUGGGAGAGUUGAACAAAACUCUGGCGGCAAUGCAGGCGAGUCUACAGAACCAGCAGCCACAGUUCCCAGUUAUGAACAAUGACAGAGGAAUAUCAGAUCUUAAAGCAGAUAUUGCAUCCUUGAAAGGAUUACUAUUAAACAGGGUGUCUCCACCGACUUGAGUGACGAGACAAACCACAACUCUUCUUCGCUGACUGAAUCCAUGUCUCAAGAGGGUGGAAGUGGACAGAACCAGGAUCUUUCAGCCACCCAGGGGAUGGGCCUCUCCAGUAAUGGGUCCAGCGACGCUUUGUGAUACCCUACCCAGAACAGGAUCAAAAUGAAGAUGUACUAAGUUUGUGUAAAUUAUGCAGUCUGGCACGCACGCAGUGGGCUCUUACAUAGUGAACAGAUUUUCGGGCCCUGAAUAAUUUUUUUAAUGUAUCAUAUAUAAUAUAUAUAUAUAUGUGUAUUUGUUGUAUUUAAAA
Messenger RNA from Aplysia californica (California sea hare), 3008 nucleotides. Its product is annotated as peroxisomal membrane protein PEX14. Gene Ontology annotation, biological process: protein import into peroxisome matrix, docking. NCBI's taxonomy places the organism in Eukaryota, Metazoa, Mollusca, Gastropoda, Aplysiida, Aplysiidae. The record is from RefSeq and is a predicted model, not a curated record. Gene Ontology annotation, cellular component: peroxisomal importomer complex; peroxisomal membrane. Gene Ontology annotation, molecular function: signaling receptor binding.